Molecule: messenger RNA, 4499 nt
Organism: Erinaceus europaeus (western European hedgehog)
Lineage: Eukaryota; Metazoa; Chordata; Mammalia; Eulipotyphla; Erinaceidae
Product: collagen alpha-1(I) chain
Exons: 2
Coding region: 372-4499 (1375 amino acids)
Source: RefSeq, a predicted model, not a curated record
GCCCUUAGAUGGUUUAGGAGGUUGACGGUUCCCAAGCCGCCCUGCGUCUGUUGCUAUGGCAACUAAAUUAGCGGCCGGAAGCGAGGCCUAGCCAGCCCCCCGCCCGCUUUCCGGUAGCCGCGCCUCGCCUCCGCCCAGGUGGGCUCGGGCCGGGACUGGGGGGAUUCUGGGAGUCUGCGCUAGGCGUCCUGGACUGCAGGGAGCCGAGACCUUGACCCAGGCGGACCCCGUCUCUCCUGACUACCUUUCUUCUAGUUCAGGCUUAGGGGGUCCCGGGGCUGGGCGGCGGCUGGAGCCGGGCGUGUGAGUUGAGUGCGUGUUUGGAGCGAGGUGCGGGGGCCGGCGGUGCCCCGAGGAGUUGCCCUGGAGCCAUGAGCAGGGAGGCUGGGCGAGCGUCCUGGGGCCGGCGGCGGAGGGGCGAGCUGGCGGCGGAGGGGCCGGGCGGCUGCGCGGGGCCCAGUAGGUGGGCGCCGGGAGUCCAGCGACUCCGGGGGAAGCGGUGGGAUGCUGGGUCGUUGCGGAGCUGCGGCGGGGCGAGGCGCCCGACUCGGAGCUCGCCGCGGGAGACACGCAGCGGGAGUGCGGAGCGGGAGGCGGACGCGGUGGAGCCGGCGCGGGAGGCCGCUCGGGCGGACGAGGCUUCGGGGACGCCGGCCCCUGCAGGCGCGGUGGAGGCUGCGAAGGACCCCGGGGCUGUGUGGGUGAACGGGGCCGUGGGGGAGCCCCAGCUGGUGGGAGCCGCCGGCUCUGUGUGGCUGACCGGUCCUGGGGACGACGGGGACGCCGUGGGAAGGAGCCCUCCCCGCGCUAGUGAGAAGAAAGGCCGCCCGGGGUCGGCGGGCACCGAGAGCAUCGUGGAGUUGUGGCUGAGAGUUCAGGCCACGAGAGCGGCUUCGGGCUGUGCCGAAGGGAGCCGAGUGGAGCUCCACCCUGUGCCCGCCGGCGAGGGCCCGGUUGAAAGGGGCAUCCCCGGCAGGGCCUCGUGGCUGGAGACCAGCCGCAGGGGUAUCACAGGGCCGUGGGUGAAAGGGCAGGCGAGGGCCGCGCCCGCGGGCGCAGGAGUCUCCACGGCGAUGGGACUGCGGGCGCUUUGUCUGAGGGUCUCAGACUUGUGCGGCCGCAACCUGGCCCUGAGGGUGCCGCAUCUUAUGGCUUUGCGUCGACUUCGGGAGGCCUGUGCUAGGAGAGAACAAGCUGCAGGGGAACCUGGGCCAGUGGAGGAGAGAGGUUGUGGACUUGCCCCAGGCUCUCAGGAUAAGGUACCAGUUGUGGGGGUGCCUAGCGCCAUGCAGUGCCCUGAGCCUGUGGGGGUUCCUCAAGGUGUGGAGGCUCCAAAAGCUGUGGAGGUGCCUAGAGCUGUGGACGUACCCAGAGCUGUGGAGGUGCCCAGAUCUGUGGAGGUGCCCAGAGCUGUGGAGGUGCCCAGACCUGUGGAGGUGCCCAGACCUGUGGAGGUGCCCAGACCUGUGGAGGUGCCCAGAUCUGUGGAGGUGCCCAGAUCUGUGGAGGUGCCCAGACCUGUGGAGGUGCCUAGAACUGUGGAGGUGCCUAGAGCUGUGGAGGUGCCCAGACCUGUGGAGGUGCCCAGACCUGUGGAGGUGCCCAGAGCUGUGGAGGUGCCCAGACCUGUGGAGGUGCCCAGACCUGUGGAGGUGCCCAGACCUGUGGAGGUGCCCAGACCUGUGGAGGUGCCCAGAGCUGUGGAGGUUCCUAGAGCUGUGGAGGUGCCUAGAGCUGUGGAGGUGCCCAGAUCUGUGGAGGUGCCUAGACCUGUGGAGGUUCCUAGAGCUGUGGAGGUGCCCAGACCUGUGGACGUGCCCAGAGCUGUGGAGGUGCCCAGAUCUGUGGACGUGCCCAGAGCUGUGGAGGUGCCUAGAACCGUGGAGGUGCCUAGAACUGUGGAGGUGCCCAGACCUGUGGACGUGCCCAGAGCUGUGGAGGCUUCCCGAGCUGUGGGGGUAUCCAGAACUGUUGGGGUUCCCCUAGCUGUAGCGGUACCCCGAGCUGUGGAAGUAAAAAGGAUUGUUGGGGUUCCUAGAACUGUAGAGACUCCUAGAGCUAUGGGUGUACCCCAAGCUAUGGAGGUUCCUAGAGCCGUGGGGGUAGCCAGAGCUGUGGAGCUACCCAGAGCUGUGGGGGUAGCCAGAGCUGUGGAGGUUCCCCGAACUGUGGGGAUACCCAGAGCUGUGGAGGUACCCCAAGCUGUGGAGGUACCCCAAGUUGUGGAGGAAGACAUAGAGAGAAUAGUGGGAGCAGUAGGCGGUAGGGUUGCGCCGGAUUUGUGGGGAAGAGGGCAGGUAGUACAGGUGCCUGAGGCUCUGGCACAAGUGGCCAGCUGUGAGGAUGCUUCAGGCUUAUGGGGAAGGAGACAGCCUAUGGAGUUGUCUGAUACUGUGGAGGAGGAAGCUGCCUCUGUAGGUGCCUCAGGUAUGUGGCCAAGGGGACAGAUAGUGGAGGAGAGUGACUCUGAGGGUAUCCCUGGCCUGUGGGGCACAGGACAGCUUGUAGGGAUACCAUAUGCUAUUGAGGAAGAACCUAGAGUUGGGGGUGACCCAGGAUUCAGGGACAGGGGACAGGCCAUGUGGGGAGAGACUGGCUCUGGAGGUGACCCAAGACCAUGGGAAGCUGCACCAACAGGGAGAGGUCCUAGAGGUGCUCUAGGUCACUGGGGUCUGGAACAGGCUGCGGAAGUCCCUCAGGCUUUAGAGAAGGAGGCAAGCUAUGGGGGAAUCUCAGACUUGUGGGAAACAGAACAAGCUGUGACAGUACCUGGAGCUUGUGCCCCAGGCCUCUGGAAUGGGCAACAGGCAGAGGCUGAGCCAAUGAGUAUUGGGGAGGAGACAUAUUAUGGGAAUAUCCUGAAUUCCUGGGAAAGGCGACAGGCUUUGAGGGAGCAAGAGGCACUGGUGCCUUCAGAUUUAGGAUUAUCUGGACCAGUGGGCCAAGAGACAGGUUAUGGUGAUGUUUCAUGUCCGUCCAGGAGGAGACAGACUUUGGGAUUGUCUGGGACAGAAGGAACAUCUGAGGCAGCAGGUGUUGCCCAACACAGUGGUGUACCAGUAGGGACACCCAUAAGUAUAGUUAUGCCCAGGUCUGGAGGGGUGCCUGCCAGGGUGCCAGUCUCUGUGGGAGUAUCUAACCCUUUGCAACAGGAAAGCAGCUCUGGAGAUGUCUUGAACCCAUGGGAAAGGGUUCAUCCUGCCAGGGUCCCUGUGACAUCAGGGACACACAUGGUUACUCAAGAACUGUGGUCUGUGGCAGAAGAUGGUGGCUCUGCAGCUUUCGGGCCUGGUGGAAGGAGACGGGCUAUUGGACUGCCCACUGCUGCCAGGGUUUCUGUGCCUCCUGAGUUGCCUGGGCUUGUAGGGGAGGAGACUAGCUUUGGGGGCAUCCCGAGAUCUUGGGGAAGGAGACAGAUUGCCAGGGCGUCUAUACCUACUGAGGGGCUCACAACUCCUCGGGUGCCUGGUUUUCUGAGGAUGGAAGCUGGCUCUGAGAGUUUCUCAGACUUGCCAGGAAGGAGACAAACUUCGGGAGUGGCAGUGACUACAGGGGUGCCUUCAUUUGGUGAGGUAUUACGUAUGGCACCUAGGACUGUUCAGGAGACCAGCUCUCGAGGUAUCAUGGACUUAUCAGGGGGGAGACAGACUCUGGGGCAGUAUACAACCAGAAGGCUGCCUGGCUAUGUGGAGGAGGCAGCAUUCUCUGGGGAUGUCUUAGGCUUAUCGGGAAGAAGAGAGGUUGCCCAGGUGCCUGUGGCAGCUGGAGUUCACAGGAAUGUGCAGAUGUCCAUGGCUGCUGUCACUCCUGAUGAUGCCCCAACGGUGGACAGUGGUAGCUAUGGAGAUGUUGCCACUGUAUGGGGAAGGAGGCCUGUGACUGAGAUGCUCUCUGGUGCCAGGGCUCCUGGGCCUAUGGAGUGGGAGCCUAGUUCCGAGGAAGUCGCAGGCCAAAGGAGGAGACCCAGUGGAGGGUCUGGGGCUAUGAGGGUACCUAUGUCUUUGGGGGUGCUUGCAGCCGUAGGCAUUCCCAUGGCAGGGUGCCUGCCUGCUGCCGUGUGGGUGACUGGGUCUGCUGGAGAAGACAUAGAUAUGGCUGUCCCAGGCCUCAUGGCUUCAAGGAGACAAUCUGAAGGACCUGAGAAUUUAGUGGAGGAGGCAGAAGGUAGCAGUAUUCCAGGACUGGCUGGGAGGAGCCAGGCAGUAGGAGUGUCCAGCAGGCGAGGGGCCAGGCCAUGGAGCCACCCAGGGUCUGGGGAGGAAGAAACAAACUAUGAGAACGUGCCAGGAGUGGCCAGGGCAGGAUCCACUGCAGGGGUGCCAGAAGCUGUGGACACACCCUCAACUUUGAGGGAAGACACAGAUACUGGCCAUUUCCGAGGUCAAUCACAGCAGAAUGGGAGGAGAUGGACUGGAGGAACAUCUGGAGCCAGAGUGAGGGGGAACAAUUUGGGAGACAAUUAUGUGGGGGAGGAUAGGUCAAGGGGGUUUCAGAAGUAG